AUGGUUUCUCCCAACGACUAUAUAUGUGACUUUUUGAAACAACACUCUUCUUAUGAUGUAUUGCCAGUAAGCUAUAGGUUAAUAGUUUUAGAUACUAGCUUACUUGUAAAGAAAGCUUUGGCUGCAUUAAUGCAAAAUGGAGUUGUAUCAGCACCGCUUUGGGAUUCAAAUAAUCAAAAAUUUGCUGGAAUGUUGACAGUAUCCGAUUUCAUUAACCUAAUCCAUUAUUAUUACAAGCAUUCAUCUUAUACCGUUGCGUUAGAAGAAAUUGAACAAUUUCAAAUACAACAAUUAAGAGAUGUGGAAAGUCGUUUGGGUUCACCACCACCACAAUUGUUGUCAAUAAAUCCUCUAAAGUCAUUAUAUGAAGCUUGUAAAUUAUUGGUGGAGGCUCGUGCUCAUCGAUUACCAUUGGUUGAUGUUGAUUCUGAAACUGGUCAAGAAAUGAUCGUAUCUGUAUUAACACAAUAUAGAAUACUUAAAUUUAUAGCAAUGAACUGCAAAGAAACGAAAGAUUUUCGAAAGCCACUCUCAGAAAUAAAUGUUGGAGUAUAUAAUGACAUUGCUACUGCAAGAAUGUCUACUCCUGUCAUUGAAGUUGUAAAUAUUUUUGCGGAGAGACGAAUCUCUUCAGUACCCAUAAUCGAUGAAAAUGGUGUUGUGUUGAAUGUAUAUGAAACAGUUGAUACAUUAGUCCGUGCUGGAGCGUAUCAUGGAAUGGAUCUUCCCAUUGGAGAAGCGAUAUCAUGGAGAUCAGAUGAUUUUCCCGGAGUUCAUACUUGUACUCUUAACGAUUGUCUUCACUCAAUAUUCGAUUUAAUAAAGAAAGCCCCGAAUACGUUAAAAUCAGCGCAAAAAGAAAAGGUCAGGCAAUUUAUGACCUUUACAAAUGCCAGUGAAAGGGUCUCCAUUCGGAAACUUAGAGAAUUUAACUGGAACGUAGAAGUUGCAGUAGAUGCUUUCUUCAACGAUCAACCUAGCUCCUGGAGAUCUUUUGGCGCUUCGCAAAAUUCUGGAAAUCCAGAUGUUUACAAACUCAAUCAAAUAUUCUCAAAAUAUAAAGAUAAAGAUGAAGAUGCCAUUUUAGUAGAUGGAAUGUUAGAAUAUUGCACCGAUUUACACGUUGCACCCGAAGAUGUUGUUAUGCUUGUUAUGGCAUGGAAUCUUGAAGCUGAUAAAAUGUGCGAAUUUAAACGCCAAGGAUUUAUCAAUGGAUGGACAAAAUUAAGAUGCGAUUCAAUUGAGAAAAUGCGCGCUGCGAUACCUCGACUUCGAGCAUCAUUGAAUGAUGAAGCCACAUUUAAAGAGAUUUAUCAAUUUACAUUUAAAUUUGGAUUAGCUGAAAACCAAAAAUCCUUGAGUCUUGACGUCGCAAUAGAAUUCUGGCGGAUGUUAUUGAGUGAUCGUUGGCCACAUCUUGAAAUAUGGAUAGAGUUUGUCAAGGAGAAGCAUGGAAAAUCGAUCUCUAAGGAUACAUGGAAUCUGCUACUAGAUUUUAUCAAACAGAUCAACGUCGAUCUUUCAAAUUAUGAUGCUGAAGGCGCUUGGCCUGUUCUUAUUGAUGAGUUUGUGGAGUACGCCAGAGAAAAAUUGCAAUUACCAGCACCCUAA
Dentiscutata heterogama is the source of this 1611-nucleotide messenger RNA. The record is from the annotation of a GenBank genome assembly. Lineage: Eukaryota; Fungi; Glomeromycota; Glomeromycetes; Diversisporales; Gigasporaceae.